UAUUUUACCGGACUUCUCAACUUUCGAUCCUUUCGUUCUGGUUCCGCAAAGAAAAGUUUUCGACGUUUCGCGUAUCACGUGCUGUUCUUGUUCUGCAAAAUCAGAAUCAGAUAAGUGGCGGAGGAACAUUCCAUCGAAUAAAAGCGAAUAUGCUUUGAUUAUGCCAACGGUUUAUGUUCUUCGCGGUUCUUUCAUACACGAGUUUCGUUUGCAUAUCAAAUCAGGCUUCCAAUUAUGGCGUGAUCGCUCUCUGAUCAAUGGAGUCUUCAGGUCGUUCAUUACUCAAAAUCCAUAUUGUUGUUAGCUUCUUUCUUUGCAUUGAAUUGGCUCACUGCUUCUACAUUGAUUAGGUCGGUGGUUUAUCUAUCUGGGUUUCGUUUAAUAAUUGAUUAAUUGAACUGAUUGAUUCCGCUUGUUCAUGAGAUCGUAGUCUUGAAAUUUUGUGAUCUGGGUUAGUUGUGUGUAUAGCUUGCUUUUCUCUUUAUUUCUAGGAGUUCUGGAGAUAUAUGAUUGGGGAUCAUUGAGCUAAAACAUUGUACGUACAAUUUUAUGGGGGAGCUUGUACAGGUUGUUAUGUGAUGACCAAAGAUUUUGAAGUUUUGAUUAGGGUGAUCUGAGGAAUCACAGUUUUUGGACGAUGAACGCUGUGGGGAUACUAGGUAGCUACAUUUCGAAGGGCGUUUAUACCGUUGCUGCGCCAUUUCAUCCGUUUGGCGGAGCUGUGGACAUUGUUGUAGUUGAACAGCAGGAUGGUAGUUUUAAAUCAUCGCCUUGGUAUGUACGGUUUGGGAAAUUUCAAGGUGUUUUGAAGGCAAGGGAGAAGCUGGUCAAUAUAAUUGUAAAUGGGGUUGAAGCUAAUUUUGCGAUGUGUUUGGAUCAUAAUGGAGAAGCUUAUUUUUUGAGGGAAGUUGAUGUUGAAGGAGAAUCUGGACCUUAUCCUGAGGGGAAAUUGCUGCAUGAACUGAAUGGUGGGAGGAUCAUCAGUUCACAAAGUUGCAAAUAUGAUGCUAGGAGUUCGAUUGAUGGGAUUGAAACGAGUAAGGAUAAUGGGAAGAUCCUGAUGAAGACUAGCUCUCGACAACGGAUACUCGGAUUUGUUUGGGGUCGUAGUAAAACAGUUAAAGAAGAUCAUCGUGAGGAUACAUCUAUUGCAAGGAUAAACUCACUGGAGCGUGCUGAGAUUGCAGCUGAUCUUUUAGAGGUUAGGUGGUCUACCAAUCUAAGCAAACAAAAGCUUGAGAAAUCAGAUUCUUCCAAGUUUACUUCCAUUGAUACUUCAAACAACAAAGAUGAAGAAAAGUUGAAGAGAAACGAUGGGAACAACCACGUCGCAUCAGCAGUCGAAGGUAUCAUGGGAAAUAAUCUCAAGAAAGACUGUGAUACCUGCAGAGAGCACAUAACCAACGGCUCUCAAUUACCAUUGGAAGACGUAGAGCUUAGAGAAAUAUCAAGUUUAAAUUCCAAGGAUGGAGUGGUCGAAACUUCCAUUAUCGGGGAAAAGGCUUUCGACGAGACAUAUGAAGUGAAAUCUGCAGCAAUAGAUACUGAAAAGAAUUCCAAAUCCCAAAUUUCAUCGUCAAAGAACCGUGAUUCAUAUAACGGACACAGGGAGAACUUUAUACGAGAGCGCUUAUCUGAUGAAACAAAUAUUGUUUCACAAGUAUUCAGUGUUUCUGAAGACAACAGUGAACCUGAUGCAGUCCGAUCCUCAAUGUUCUAUGAAACUUCCAAGAGCUUAAUGUCGACAUUGGAUGAUUCAGUGGUAGUGACUCAUAAAUUCUCCCACCUGGCCAACGGAGGAUCCGGGAUCGCUGGAGUCCAUACUGAGGGAUUGCAUGUGACAACUGAAGUUCAUCCGGAGGAUACACAUUCUAGCAUGGUAGCAGAAGAUUUUGAGAUAAAGAUUGAAAAAGUUGAAGUCCUUAUGAACUAUUCUCAACAAGUAGAUCAUUGUAAUACUUCUGUCUAUGAAGUAAACACAAUGGACCAAGGAAAGUCACUGACACUCGAAGCUGCCUAUUCUCAAAUAGUCUCCACAGAAGAAAGGCCUGGUUCAGUUAAAGAAUUGAAGUCUGAUAACAUAGUUUCAAGUUUCACCUCGGACUUUCAAGAUGACGAAAGUGUGGAUGGAAGUGUCACAAGCAAGUUCCAAAAUUCUUUGAAUUCUAUUGAUAAUAGAGUCAUAACAAAGGAAAGCCAUAUAAUUCCAUCAUCAAAUUCAGAUGAUGAAGAAUUCCUUUUCAGUAAUUUUGAUGUUUCAGAAACCGAGGUAAAUGGGAAUGUAGGGUCAGACAGCCACCAUUACAGUGAUAAAGAAGAGUAUCCAUUAGUAUAUCCAAGUAGCACUGAUGAAGAGGAUAGAUUUGUAACUAAAAGUUUUGAGACAUGCACUUCUAUUGAUAGUCACGAGAUCUUCAGUCAGGGGAUCGCAAGUCCCAUCACGAUUCCUCAAAGCCACGCAAUUUCUAAUACAGAAGUUGACCGUCUGGCAGCAUCAUUACCCAAUAUGCAGGCCGAUAUUAAUAAUCCAAUUGCCUCUGAGAUCAAUCAUCCUCUAAGCCACUCUGUAGACUCAAAUUCCAAACCAUUAAAGUGGAUGGAAUUGUGUAAAGAUGGUUCAAGCUCCAAGCUUGGUGGAGAUGGAGAAGAGAAAGCGGCAGAGGAAUGCUCAAAAACCAAAGAAUCCUUGGCUUCAGAAGAACAAAGUCUUCUUCCGAAUUCUACAGUGGGUAGUUCAGCAGAAGCAACGGCUGUCCCAGUUGGAAACUGGAAACUUUGGCCUUUCUCUUUCAAAAGAUCUAGUUCUGGAAAAGUAACUCCAUCAGCUGUUGAUGGUUACACAGAUUUUGAUACUAAGAAGGGUUCAGAUAGGAACAUAGGCGUGGAUGGAGAAGCGAGCAUCUUUAAGCGCAAAGUGGAGAAAAAGAUGGUUAGAUUCAUCUCGCCAACAUCUAAGCAGCUGGCAUCCUUAAAUCUCAAGGAAGGGGGAAACACGGUAACUUUCACAUUCUACACUGCAGUGCUGGGGAAACAGGAGGUUGAUGCCAGGAUUUAUUUGUGGAAAUCGAAUACUCGCGUAGUGAUAUCAGAUGUGGAUGGAACAAUAACAAAAUCUGAUGUUCUAGGUCAAUUCAUGCCCUUUGUUGGAAUGGAUUGGUCACAAACAGGCGUCACAAAUUUAUUUUCUGCUAUUAAGGAAAAUGGAUACCAGUUGCUUUUUCUUAGUGCACGAUCAAUAUCUCAGGCCUAUCACACCCGCCAAUUUCUUUUCAACCUUAAGCAGGAUGGGAAGGCUUUGCCAGAGGGGCCUGUUGUCAUCUCCCCUGAUGGCCUUUUCCCUUCACUAUAUCGAGAAGUUAUUCGGCGGGCUCCUCACGAGUUCAAGAUUGCCUGCUUGGAGAGAAUCAGAGAACUAUUUCCUCCGGAUUGCAAUCCAUUUUAUGCUGGGUUUGGAAACAGGGAAACGGAUGAAUUCAGCUACCUUAAAGUUGGAAUUCCAAAGGGGAAAAUCUUCAUUAUUAAUCCCAAGGGGGAGGUUGCUGUAAACCGUCGCGUCGACACAAAAUCUUACGCUUCGCUUCACACUCUCGUCAAUGGCAUGUUUCCACCCAUUACCUCGUCCGAGCAGGAGGACUUCAAUUCAUGGAAUUACUGGAAAUUACCACCUCCCUUGAUAGAUUUUUAAUGUUGCCUCUCUGAAAUAUUCUCGUUUAAGUUGGAGAUCCUUGAAUAUGGGCUUUACCUGUGCUGGGUGAUUUCCCUUGCAAAAUUCAUUGGUAGAGAUUAUUAAAACUUCUGGAUCAGUAGCUUUGAUCCAACCAGUUGGUUCGCACCAAAAUUCAUGAGCAGAAUCAGUUCAUAUUUCAUGCU
This is a messenger RNA of Cucurbita pepo subsp. pepo (vegetable marrow), 3870 nucleotides long. Its product is annotated as phosphatidate phosphatase PAH2. Gene Ontology annotation, molecular function: phosphatidate phosphatase activity. Gene Ontology annotation, biological process: lipid metabolic process. NCBI's taxonomy places the organism in Eukaryota, Viridiplantae, Streptophyta, Magnoliopsida, Cucurbitales, Cucurbitaceae. The record is from RefSeq and is a predicted model, not a curated record.